GCAUUCCAAUCUCCUUUCAAAAUUACAGCUCGCAAGCACCGUCGCAUACUCGCAUCUGCUCCACCUAUAAAUACCCCUCGCUCUGCACAUUGAGCUCUGGAACAAACUAUCAUCAGUAACUCGCCCUGCCGCGCUCUCCCCGGCAAGGCAGCAAGUACAAAAACAUUCCCCGCAAUCUCCCGUCCCCUUCCGGUGGAUCGUGCAUAAAUCUACGUGCGUCAAUGGCGGCGAGCAUUCUGUCCCACGUCGUCUCCGACCUCUGCAUCGGGAAGCCGGCGGUGCGCGUCCUGCCGCAGUCGACGCCCAUCGCGGCAGCGCUCGCCACGCUCCGCGCCGGUGCCGACCCCUUUGUCUUCGUCGACGCCGCGCUGCCCUCGGGCGCGAAGGCGCAGCAGACGACAGCCGCCACGGUGGUGUCCGUCAAGGUCAGCGUCGCGGAGAUCCUGUGCUACGUGUGCGGCGACGAUGGCAACCUCGGCGACCCAACGGCCGCGCUCGGCCGGCCCGUGUCCGUGCUCACGGCCGCCGUCGGCGAUCACGCCGUCACCCGCCGAGUGGACGCACAGACCAGCCUGCUGGACGCCAUCGACGUGCUGCUAGCCAGCAACGCGCACAGCCUGGUCGUCGCGCUCCACGGCCACGCGCGCGCCGGCCGCAAGCAGAAGCACCAUCAUCUUCUUCUUCACAACGUCUCCUCUUCUGCCGCCGACGCCAGCUACUGCGUGCUGACGCAGGAAGACAUCGUCCGGCACCUCUUCGGCUCCAUCUCCCUCUUCGCGCCGGUGGCGUGUCUCACGGUCUCCUCCCUGGGACUCGUCCGCGGCCGGGACGCGGCCCACGCCGUCCACGUGGACGCCGACGCGCUCGACGCCAUCCCGCUCCUGCGUAGAUCCAUGGCGCACUGCACCGCGGCCGUGGCGGUCGUGGCCGACGGAGACGCCCUGGUCGGGGAGAUCUGCCCGGGCGUGCUCGGCGCGUGCGACGUCGAGUCCGUGUCCGCCGCGUUCGCCGCGCUCUCGGCGGGCGACGUCAUGACGUACAUCGACUGCUACAGCUCGCCGCCCGAGUUCCUGCUCCGCUCCAUCAGGGCCCAGCUCAGGGACAGGGGGCUCCACGCCAUGUGCGACCUCAUGGACGCCGCGCACGACGACGACGACGUGGCAUCAUCUCUGCCCUUGACGCCGUCGUCGUCGUCGUCGUCAUCGGCAACGUCGUCUGAUGACGAGUGCUGGCCGUUGGUGGCGCGUACGAGACGCGCGAGGAGGGUGUCGUCUUCGGGGAGCUUCCGGUGGAGGUCAACGGAGGACGUGGCGGCGUGUCAUGGGGGGAGCUCGCUCGUGGCCGUCAUGGCCCAGGCGCUCGCCCACCGGGUCGGACACGUCUGGGUCGUCGAUGAGACCAGCGGCGUGCUUGUCGGUGUCGUGAGCUGCGCCGAUGUGCUUGCUCUGCUCCGCGAGCAUCUCCGCCGUGAGUGCGAUUCAGAUGAUUUCUGAAUGUGAUCGAUCAUCGUAGACAAUGUUUUUUGGGGCAGUGAAAAUGUAUGGCUAGAGCCCGAAGUUUUUUUUUAGAGCAUGCACAACUGUCUUAUCUCAGGUGUGACACGUCAAUUAUAAAAAACAACAAAACAUGUUGUACAAUGGGUUAUUUUUUAGUGUUAUAUUUUAAAAUUAAUGCUAAGAUGAAUAAAGUUAACUAAUAAAUGCUAAGAAAAUGCAAAAUCUAGUAUAAUGGAAAAUUUGGUUUA
This is a messenger RNA of Brachypodium distachyon (stiff brome), 1744 nucleotides long. Its product is annotated as CBS domain-containing protein CBSX5. NCBI's taxonomy places the organism in Eukaryota, Viridiplantae, Streptophyta, Magnoliopsida, Poales, Poaceae. The transcript has 2 exons. The record is from RefSeq and is a predicted model, not a curated record. Bases 222 to 1493 code for a protein of 423 amino acids.